GCGUGAAUAGUCGCGUGCACAGGUGUUGCGUUAGUCGUACGCAUUGUGUAAUUUACAAUUCCGUAUUUUUAAACUUGGAAUUUGUUAUUUUUUUUUUGUAAUUUAAAUUUUAAGUACAUUCUAUUUUCAAACAUCAAUAAAUAGCAGACCAUAGAUCGGAGGAGUUUAAUUUUAAAAUAUAAUUGCGUACAAAAAAGUAAAAUAUUAUACUUUUUUUUUAAACAAAGACAUUUUCAUUUAAAUAAAAUAUAAUAAAAUUCAUUUAAAAAUUCAAAGGUAAUGAAAAUAAUAUACAUAUAAAUUUUAAUAUCGGUGAAAUACUUGCCGUCGGAUAUUUUUAAGUACAGAUGGAUCUCGGAGGUCUGCUGUCAUGGAUUGUGUUAUUGGUAACAUUGGUUACCAGAACUCACGCUGGUCACUUCUCACCUCGACCUGACACCGGGUAUGCCUUAGGAUACCUGUCUGAAUGUCCAGGGUCCUUCAAGAAUGCCAGCAUCAGUCCUAAAAUGCUGCAGGAACUUCAAAUCAUCUGGCACCGGUGGACUCCUAAUGGUGUGAUUAGAAAUUCAAUGCCAAUCACCUCAGCCGCGAAAAGUGUUCUAUCUUACAAAGUAGAUUUUAAAAAUAAGAAGACGGUACUCUACGUCGUUGGAUAUUUGGAUAGUUCUACUUUCAUUCACAAUAUAGCAGUCGCGUCCGCUUACGCGAAACGUGGCUACAACGUGUUCGUUACUGAAUCGAUAUCAGUGCUUCCGUUUGUCUAUCCGAGAUCAGUCCGCAUAAGUCGUGCAAUUGGGAAAAAACUAGGGGAAUUUAUCGUACAACUAACUCAACAGGGUCUGAAGCCUGAUGACUUGGAACUAGUGGGAUUCAGUCUUGGCAGUCACAUGGCCAGUUAUGCUGCUAAAUACUACUACGCUGAAACAGGCAGAAAACCUUCCAGGCUUACCGGAUUGGACCCAUCUGGGCCUUGUUUUAGGGGUUUGCCAGCGACGUACAGGUUGAGCUCUUCAGAUGCAGAGAGGGUCGAUGCAAUACACACAAAUAUUGAUGGGUUUGGAAUAGCAGAAGCCCUUGGUCAUGUAGAUGUUUAUAUUAACGGUGGGGAAUACCAACCCGGUGAUAUACCGUACAUCCCUUGCCUGGUAGUCUGUAGUCAUAUGAAAGUUACUUUAUAUUGGUGGCAAGCUGUGGAAAAUCCUAAAAAGUUCAUUGCAGUCAAAUGCGAUUCCAUCCAAGAUGCGAGGCUGGCCAAUUGUUAUAACAAUACAGUGACCAAUUAUGUCGGUAUUAAGACCGACUUUAAGAAACCUGGUAUAUACUAUUUGUCUACAAGCAACGAGUUUCCCUAUUAUCAAGGAAAAGACGGACUGAAAGCGGAGAAUGAAAUAUAUUGGUCCACUUUGAAAAAGAUAAAUGCUGACGACAAUUUUGUGGUGAAAAAGUAGCGUUUGUUUAAAUUAGGUAGACUAAUUAUGAAUAAUGCCCAAUGUAAAACGAUUAAAAAUAAUAGUUAAGACAUUAAUUAUAAUUAAAAAUGUUAAACUCUUUCUUUUGUGAUUUCUAACGGCUUGUCUUUUGCGUUAAGGAUUAGGUACAGGUUAUUUCUUUAAUUUAUUCUUUCUUUCUUUAAGAGACAAGCUCUUGUCGGUGGAGUUGUUGCCGCUCACUGUGAAUUUCAGCGAGUCUCUUCGCCUUUUAAUAUGACACGUUGAUCUCCCGUCUCUUUCUUUCUAUAAUAUGAUGUUCAUAAAUUCGUCAUAUCAUAUUAAGUGUCCCAAUAUUUUCAUCCAUCUGAUUUAAAUAGCUUUUAUAAUUUCUAUCUUUUCCUUAAAUUCAAGUAGGACUUCUUCAUUACUGACUUGAAUCCUUCCAACAAAUUUUCUCCAUCUUUCUCCAGUGCCCCAUAUCCUUAAGUCUGUAUAUUUUAUAUUAAAAAUACUAUUGUUGCAUUGCAAAAAUGUAUCCAUGUCAUUGAGAAAGGUCUUAAGGUUAUAAAAACUUUUGGCAUUGUCAGCAAUUAUACUAAAAUUGAAGUUUUGGACUAAAUUUGGCAUUGCAUCGUUUUCUAAAUACAGGAUGGGAAUCCCGUGGACAGGAUGAUAGUGUAAUUCCAAUAGUUACAAUUUAAAACAUAUCUUCGGUGAGAAAUGUCUAUCUUGUAUUCCUAUUCUUAUAUAUUUUUAAUAGGACAAUUCUAAAUGACAAUUCCUUUGCCAUGAGAGAGUUAACAUUAAGUUAUGAGAUGUUUUUUUGUGAAAAUUUUUUAUAUGGCAUUCGUAUUGUACCUGAUUUUUGGGUAACAUCUUUGGAUGUAUUUAUACAGGGUGAUAUCGAUAUAGUUGACAUUCUUUUAAGGGAGUGACUAACACAGCUUAUUUCGGGGGAAAGGGAUUGCUGAUAAUGGGGUUUAACAGCCUCAUUGCUAGUGAGGUCAACCUCCCUAUAGGGACGCUAUUAGGUCAAUCUCCAAACACAGUUCCCCCUGGAAACCAUCAUGGUUGAUUCUUGUAAAAUUCAUCACGAUGGGCUAAAUUACCUACUUUUAUUCUUAUUUAUCAUUUCGCACUGGCGUUCUGCUAGCGUAUACCAAUAACACAGGUGGGGUUACCAUUCAUUUUCGCCUAUUAAAAAUACAGCGUAACUAUCUGAACAGUGUUAGUAUCGGAGACAUACGUUAGAGGAAAUAUUUCGUUUUACUUAUAGAAUACUCUUUUAAAUUUUUGUUAAAGGUUUUGAUAUCAAGUGUCCUGUAUACAUUAGUUGGUAUUUAGAAAUAAAUAUUAUAAAAUAUUUAUUUUACUAAUAGAAUGAAAUUGUAACUAGAUAAUAUUUGUACAUGGAAGAUAUUUAAAGAAAAUUUCUAUAAGUUGUCUUAUAAUAAAAGCAAUAGAAGUCAAAUUAAUAUUAUUUUUUUAGUAAUCAUGUCUGUCGAUCUGUAUGCUUUAUUUCUGAAGGUCUAAAUUAUAAAAUGGUGAUUUUAACUUGAUACGCCAUCUACAAGUAUUCGUUGUUAUUGAUUUUCCUAUUUCUAAAAUCCAUACAUACAAAGUAGCGGGCGAAGGCUAGUAUUGUAUAAAUACACUAUUUGUUUAUUACUAAAUAUAGUUAUUUUUAUUUGAUUAUGAGAAAUCUACUAUGUUAAUAAAAUUUUUCAAUUCGCCUGCACUUUUAAGUGUUUAUGUUAUGCGGUAUCUUUAGUAAUCAUAAUCCGAUUUACAUAAUUCUUUUUACAAUAGACGGGGUCUAUAUUGGACAUACGAGUACAUUAAUUUUCCCACGAUUAUUGUAACUUUUUUUUCAUUCGUCUAUUCGCAUUACAUUUAUAUUACUAUUAUUAUUAUAUUACUUAUUACAUUUAUAUUACUUAUUAAAUUAUAAAUAGUGAGGAAUAAACACCAAAGAAAUUUUA
Messenger RNA from Galleria mellonella (greater wax moth), 3412 nucleotides. Its product is annotated as phospholipase A1-like. Gene Ontology annotation, molecular function: lipase activity. NCBI's taxonomy places the organism in Eukaryota, Metazoa, Arthropoda, Insecta, Lepidoptera, Pyralidae. The coding region runs from base 348 to 1448 and encodes 366 amino acids. The record is from RefSeq and is a predicted model, not a curated record. The transcript is spliced from 5 exons.